This is a messenger RNA of Seminavis robusta, 2578 nucleotides long. The record is from the annotation of a GenBank genome assembly. NCBI's taxonomy places the organism in Eukaryota, Bacillariophyta, Bacillariophyceae, Naviculales, Naviculaceae.
AACCAAUAACUCAAAACCAACCAACAGCCAUUACUACAAUGAAGACCAGCCUCAGUUUAGCUACACUAACAGUACUUUUGGGAUGCUCCACUGCAGUUGGCCAUGGGCUUCGUCAUGGCGCAAGCUCGCAGCGCAAAUUGGACCAGAAUUUCCCUUUCACCCGCCGUGUCCCUGGGAGCCAGUGCCCAUGCUUUACUUUUGAAGAUCUUCAAUCCAGCUUUGGAGGAGUCCCUGUAGAUGUCUGCAGUGCUCCUUUUGCUGCCCAAACCGGAUUUCCCUGGGGGGGGCUCAUUGCGGAAAGCAGCAGUCAACGUGACUUGAGAGCUUGUGCCGGCAGGUUUUGCACUGGUAGCACCAACACUUGCAUCUACCGUGAUGCUAGCCGUGGCAUUGAAGAGUCCAGGGACGGCAUUUCUGAUACGGAAGAGGCUGAAUGCAUUUUGAACUUGCAAUCAUUCUGUUCUGGCUUUCAAACACUCAAGACAGACCCUCCUACUCAGGCACCAGAAACCCCCAGUCCAACGACCAAAGCACCAACUCAGGCACCAGAAACUCCCAACCCCACAACCAACCCUCCUACUCGGGCACCAGAAACUCCCAGCCCAACGACCAAACCACCAACUCAGGCACCCCAGACUCCCAGCCCAACGACCAAGACACCAUCUCAAGCACCAGAAACUCCCAAUCCUACAACCAACCCUCCUACUCAGGCACCAGAAACUCCCAGCCCAACAACCAAUCCUCCUACUAGUCAGUCAUCGGCAACGACCCCUGCGCCCAGCGCUGCUACCCUGGAACCUAGCACCCCUCUCAUUUCACGAGAGGACCUGACAUCUUCACAGCUUGGCACUGAGCAACUGGACUUGUUGGAGAUUGUCUACUUGGCCUUUGGUGCAGGCAACUGUGGUGAAGUCGUGACCAGCAACCCACCAUUCCUUCGCAGUUUCCUAUGUACCAAAGGGGCGCAGUACAAGGCACUCAUCCAAACUACUGGAAAUGUGCAACUGGGCAUUGAGGUUGCAUCCUUGAAUCCAGAAAUGACUGUUCAUCAAAGCCUUUGCUCACGUGAUCCUGCAAUAGGGUUGAGCUUCGCAGAAUGCAACACUCGGUUGGAAUCCUUUUUCUCCACUGGAUUCCAGCCAACAUCUGGACCUUCUAGCUCUUCCACUCUCACUGAGCAACCAUCCACUCAGGAUCCUGUCACAGGAACCUCAGCUUCUCUGGCCCCUGCUACAGCUGAUCCGUCUUCUCAAGGCCCCAUAACAGAAACUCCAUCCAACCCGGUCGAUCCAUCUUCUGGGGCUGUUGCACCAACAAGCCAUGUGUUCACCAUGACCAAUGCCAAAACAAUGAACGAGGUUCUAAUGUUCAGCCGUGACGACCAAAAUGGCACCAUCCACUUCAUUAGGUCUUUCCCCACUGGUGGCAAAGGAGGUGCUGCACAGGAAGGUCCCAAUGAUCCUCUUGCUUCUCAAGAUUCCUUGAUCGUGACCACCAAUGAUGAGUGCAUUUUGGCAGUCAAUGCUGGAUCUGAUUCUGUGACAAGCUUUGCUGUGAAACCAAAUGAGCUUGUUGCGGCAGGAGUCUACAACACGAGUGGAGCCUUCCCGUUGAGUGUCGCUGAAAACGCCGAUCUUGUGUACGUCUUGAAUGCUGGCGGUGAUGGGAGCAUCACUGGCUUCAUCAAAGACCAUAGCUGCACUUUGACACCCGUUGCAGGGUCCACAGUAUCCCUCAACAUCACCGAUGGCCAGAAUCCACCCUUCUUCCUGGUAGCCCCAGCUCAAAUUGGCUUUACACCAGAUGGUUCGCAUCUUGUUGUGUUGAUAAAGGGUACCACUGAAGGAAGCAUCUUGCUGUACCCCAUUGACUACACAACUGGUCUUUUGGGAGAACCCACGCGAACUCGAUCUGUUGGUUUCACUCCCUUUGCCUUUGAGUUUGAUGAUCAAGGCAACUUGCUUGUGACUGAAGCUUUUGGUACUGCCGCCAGAGUCCCAGCAGUCCAAGGCCCAACUCUCAAUGCUGGAGGGGUCAGCUCUUAUGAGAUCAACUCUGCAACUGGUGAAUUGACAAACAUUACCUCAUCAGAGGGAACUCUUCAAACUGCCACCUGUUGGAUCAGGCGCCAUGCUGAAAGUGGUUGCGCUUACACCACUAACAAUGGAAAUGCCAAUUCCCUUUCAAGCUUGAGAGUUGAUGCUUAUUCUGGAGAAGUCGGUUUGGUGCAACCUGUGGCAGCCAUUCUGGAUGCACCCCUUGAUAUGUCUAUCGUGGAUGAAUUCCUUUAUGUGCUUAGCACUGGCCACCGUUCAGAUGGUCAACCCAGCAUUCACAUCUUUGAGAUCACACCUUCUUCCUGUGAUAUUGAUCUGGUAGAGAUUGUUACUGAUAACAUCCCUCAUGAGAAUGUAACAGUUUUCGGAGUUGUUGGCAUGGCUGCAACUAUGAUGUAAUCAAUACCGAGGCACAACCAUUUUUAAUAAGACAACUUGAUAUACUUUCCUAUUCACGUCUCUUCCAGUCGGCAAGCUGUUUCUAUGAUAGCUCUGAUCAUAAAAUAAUUGUUCCUCAUACU